UCUAAAAUUUAGCAAUGAAUUGUGACAUUAUAUAAGUUGGAAAUGAUGGUCUGAAACACUAACAAGUUUAAAUGACAAUGUCGAUAUCAACACUUGAAAACGUCAAAGGAAUAUCUGGUAGAACGAACAACAUCAUUCAUCAUUACCCACAUAGUGACACACAACCAACAUUAUGUGAUGGCUACACAGGUAAAGAUAGUUUCUAUGGAGAUGUUAUCUUCUUUCCUGGUGACUUACAAGACUUCUCAGCUAAGAUGGCAAGCCAUUAUCAAUGUAUGGAGUUUGUUGAGUGGAGUUAUGAAAAAACUUUAAAAAUUUUAUCCAAGAAAUAUCCCCAUGCACACAUCUGGCUUGUGGUCCCAUCAAAGAAAACUUACCAGACAAUAUGUGUUUAUAAAAACUUUCUAAAAGUUGAGUCCAUAAUGGGAAUACCUGACCACACGCGGGAAUAUGAUGGUUUCCUUCAUCUUGAAGCUUUAUUUAAGAACGCAGUGACAUUAACAGCGGGUGUGGAGCGUUGUAACAAUACCCCCAUUGUCCUCGCUGGGUUCAGUAAAGGCUGCGUCGUCUUGAAUCAAUUUCUCUUUGAGAUUUCGAACCUGGAAGCCCGGUCACAUGACGAGGGUUCGAUGAUGCGUGACUUUAUUGGACGAGUACAAGCGAUGUAUUGGUUGGAUGGAGGACACACUGGUGAGAAAGAUGUUUGGAUCACUGAUCCGGAUGUUGUAGGUGAUCUUAAAGCCUCCCCGAUGGUUCAAGUGAAGAUCUUCAUUCAUGUAACUCCGUAUCAAGUCCGGGAUCCACACCGACCUUGGAAGGGAGAAUCUGAAACAACGUUUCUACAACUUUUGCUUGAAAAUAAAUUCAAUGCAAAAGAGACUUUGCAUUUCGGUGAAGAAGAAGGCACCAUUAACUCACACUUUAAGGUUCUGCAAGUCUUUUAAUUACCACUGUGUUUAAUAAAUCUAAACUAGCUCCUACUGGGAGUGAGCUAAA
Molecule: messenger RNA, 996 nt
Organism: Ciona intestinalis (vase tunicate)
Lineage: Eukaryota; Metazoa; Chordata; Ascidiacea; Phlebobranchia; Cionidae
Product: mitochondrial protein C2orf69 homolog
Cellular component (GO): mitochondrion
Source: RefSeq, a predicted model, not a curated record